Ochotona curzoniae (black-lipped pika) is the source of this 1284-nucleotide messenger RNA. It is a transcript of the gene GATD3, whose product is annotated as glutamine amidotransferase class 1 domain containing 3A. Gene Ontology annotation, cellular component: mitochondrion. Bases 76 to 882 code for a protein of 268 amino acids. The transcript has 7 exons. NCBI's taxonomy places the organism in Eukaryota, Metazoa, Chordata, Mammalia, Lagomorpha, Ochotonidae. The record is from RefSeq and is a predicted model, not a curated record.
CGCCCGUCCUCCAUCCCGCGGUCCCUUCCCGCUGCCUACGCGGGUGACCCUUAGGUCGCGGUGUCCCGCGCCGCCAUGGCGGGCGUCAGAGCCCUGAUGGCGUCGAGGUGGGUGGCUUCCGCAUUCCUGUCCGCUUCGGGCCGCCUGCGGCCGCUGCCAUCUCCACGAGCGGCCCUUCACGGCUCCGCGCCGCGCGCCGGGCCUCGGGUCGCGGUGGUGCUGUCUGGCUGUGGAGUCUACGACGGGACCGAGAUCCACGAAGCGUCCGCGGUCCUGGUGCACCUGAGCCGCGGCGGAGCCGAGGUCCAGCUCUUUGCUCCUGACGUCCCUCAACUGCAUGUGAUCGACCACACCAAGGGGCAGCCUGCCGAGAGCGAGACCAGAAACGUCCUGAGGGAAUCUGCGAGGAUCGCCCGGGGCAAGAUCACUGACCUGGCCCAGCUCCGCGCAGCCGACCACGCCGCCGUCAUCUUCCCCGGAGGCUUUGGUGCCGCCAAGAACCUGAGCACGUUUGCUGUGGACGGCAAGGACUGCAGGGUCCACCGUGACGUGGAGCGGGUGCUGAAGGAGUUCCACGAAGCCGGGAAGCCCAUCGGCCUGUGUUGCAUCGCGCCGGUGCUCGCGGCCAAGGUGCUGAGAGGUGUGGAGGUUACGGUGGGCCACGAGCAGGAGGAGGGCGGCAGGUGGCCAUACGCCGGGACGGCAGAGGCCGUGAAGGCCCUGGGCGCCAAGCACUGCGUGAAGGACGUGACCGAAGCCCAUGUUGACAGGGGGAACAAGGUGGUUACGACGCCAGCCUUCAUGUGUGAGGCCGCACUGCACCACAUCUAUGACGGCGUGGGCGCCAUGGUGCGCGGGGUGCUGGAGCUCGCCCGGAAGUGACUGCGCUGGCGAGGCAGCCUGCUGCAGCCUGGGGCAUCCUCAGCUGAGGGCCCCGGGGCUCCAGGCCGCCCUUCCCCAGGGCACAGCUCGGACCUCUGGGAAAAGGUUUUUUUCCAAGCUUAAUCAGAAUAUCAGAAGCACUUGCGGAUGAAGGAAGGCCUUCCGGGCAGGCGUCGUGGUGCGGUGGGUAAGCUGCUGGCAGCAGUGCCGGGUUGCUCACUGCACCACAGCUCCCUGCUGCUCACCCGCAAAGGCAGCAGGAGGGGCCACGUGUGCACACCUGCAUCCACGGUGCUCCUGGCUUCCCCUGCCCCGGCCGUGGGCUUUGAGAGCAUUGGAGGGAAUGCGUGGGCUGAAUUCUGUCACUCUGCUUUUCACAUGAAUAAAUUGCCUAAAUCAGCA